GAUAAGCCAAACACAAUAAAGAAGAGACCUACCCCUACCCCUUCUAUCACCGAGGGCGCCAAGCCCAGAUCGGUGCUACCUGAACCAGUGUCUCUGCCUGAACCCAUUUUGGUGUUCAUUGUUUAGGUGUGAAGUCUUGUCAAAAUAAUUCAAAAUGAUCUAUAAACUAUUUGAUUCAAUCAGUUGAAAACAGGGUUUUCUCUCCAAGAAUAGCAAAAAAGUUUCUUUAAUACCCCAUCCAGAUGUUUGACGGAAGACACAAGAGAUAUCAAGAACAUAACUCAGCCAAAAAUGCUACAACAGUGAAUAGGCCUGUUUUUCAGAAGCUACAAGUACAAGCAUGAGUAAGAAAGGUAGUAGAUCUAAUGUCACAAAGGUGAAAUCAAGAAACUCCAGAUUGGAGAGUGGACAGGAAGGGACACUGCGACAACGGAAAGUAUCAGCAGCAACCAUGGCCAAGUGGAAACCCAUAUCUGCCCCGCUGAAGUUGACCAUCAUGACGUUAUUGGAGGAUUCCAUGAGCAGAUUCACUGGGCACAACGAUGAUGUGGAGUCAGUCCUGUCAGAUGUGCGCAGAAGUGUUUCUCAUACUCUGAGAAAUUUGAAAGCACCGACAGAUGAUCCCACAGACUUUGAUAGAAUUGAUUCUUCUAUGGCGACCUUACUAGAAGAGAAAGAACGGCUCGACAAGCUAGGAGAAAACCUGACGGAAGCCGUGCAAAAAUGUAAAAGUGAUGUUGAAAGACUGGAAAAUGAAAUGGAGAACUGCACACCUAAUGGAACACAGCAGGUAAAUGUUCACCCCAUCUUAAAGGUCCUGUCUGAUGGAGUCUCUUGACUGACAAGUUUGGAGAAAGUCUGACCAGCGAAACACACAAACACAUUGCUGAGGUGGCAAGGAUGGUUUGAGGCCAAAUGAAUGUUUCCAUUUUCUUUAUUUACUUAGAGUUAAAGUUUCUCGUCUCAAAAUUACAGAUGAGUGGGAGUGACUGCUCUUCUUUGUUCUAUGCGUUCCGCUAAUUUCUGAAAUUGCUUCAUUUUUUUAAAACCUAGAUUUAGUAGUGAAAGUUUCAAGCUUCCUAAUGUUGAUGGUUAACUCACUUGAGCCUGAGCUAUUUCUCACCCACCAACCAUUUCAGCCUGACAGUUUUAGGGCAUAUUGAAUUGUUAACCAUAAAAAGGCCAUGAAAGCCAUCAUAAUGGAAUACAUGCAACAAAAAAAAGAAAGAAAAGCUCUCACAGGAAAA
This is a messenger RNA of Aplysia californica (California sea hare), 1247 nucleotides long. RefSeq lists its product as uncharacterized. Lineage: Eukaryota; Metazoa; Mollusca; Gastropoda; Aplysiida; Aplysiidae. The coding region runs from base 341 to 838 and encodes 165 amino acids. The record is from RefSeq and is a predicted model, not a curated record. The transcript has 6 exons.